Messenger RNA from Rhea pennata, 2405 nucleotides. It is a transcript of the gene MICU1, whose product is annotated as mitochondrial calcium uptake 1. The record is from RefSeq and is a predicted model, not a curated record. The transcript is spliced from 12 exons. Bases 87 to 1529 code for a protein of 480 amino acids. Gene Ontology annotation, molecular function: calcium ion binding. Gene Ontology annotation, cellular component: uniplex complex. Lineage: Eukaryota; Metazoa; Chordata; Aves; Rheiformes; Rheidae. Gene Ontology annotation, biological process: mitochondrial calcium ion homeostasis; calcium import into the mitochondrion.
GGAAAGGUAUGGAGAGGAGUUUAAAACAUACUGUAAGAGGAGAGGAGUAAAUAGCUAAGAUGUGACAGCAAGGUGUGCCAGCCAGGAUGCUUCGCCUUCGACUCCUUCCCAUUGCGGCAGGGCUGUCCGCCGUCUCCCGGCGCUACCACGGGACGACACAUCACCCUGGGGCCAGGCGGAGGCUUGUGGUGGCGGCUUUCCUAGGGACCACCGCAGCGACAGCGAGUGCUAGAUUUCUUUGGCAGAGGGCCUAUGCGGAAGACUCAUCUGUAAAACACGAUCCAAGGGCAGACCCAAGUGAGAAGGUGAAGCACCAGGAGGAGGAGGAGAGCAGCACCAAUGACAGCGGGAAGGCUGUAGCCUCAGGCAAUGAGGAGGCUCUGCCAGAAGGGAAGAAGAAGAAGCGUUCAGGGUUCAGGGAUCGUAAGGUGAUGGAAUAUGAAAACAGGAUCAGAGCCUAUUCCACACCAGACAAAAUCUUCAGAUACUUUGCAACUUUGAAAGUAAUAAAUGAGCAUGGUGAAUCGGAGGUUUUCAUGACACCGCAGGAUUUUGUGAGAUCAAUAACACCUAAUGAAAAACAACCAGAAAACCUGGGCCUGGAUCAGUUCAUUGUGAAACGUUAUGAUGGAAAGAAAUUAUCCCAGGAGCGGGAGAAGUUUGCUGAUGAAGACAGCAUAUUUUAUGCGCUUGGAGAAUGUGGACUCAUUUCUUUUUCCGACUACAUUUUCCUUACUACGGUCCUUUCCACUCCCCAGAGGAAUUUUGAGAUCGCCUUUAAGAUGUUUGAUCUGAACGGUGAUGGUGAAGUGGACAUGGAAGAGUUUGAGCAGGUGCAGAGCAUCAUUCGCUCCCAAACCAGCAUGGGCAUGCGCCACAGAGACCGCUCCACAACUGGAAACACACUGAAAACUGGGUUCAACUCUGCCCUUACGACCUACUUCUUUGGAGCUGAUCUGAAGGGGAAGCUCACCAUCUCUCACUUCCUGGACUUCCAGCGCAAACUUCAGCAUGACAUUCUGAAGCUCGAGUUUGAGCGUCACGAUCCGGUGGACGGGCGGAUCACGGAGCGCCAGUUCGGCAGCAUGCUGCUGGCUUACAGCGGGGUGCAGUCCAAGAAGCUCACUGUCAUGCUGAAGCAGCUCAAGAAGCACUUUCAGGACGGAGAGGGGCUGACGUUUGAGGAGGUAGAGAACUUCUUUACAUUUCUGAAGAACAUAAACGACGUGGACACGGCUUUGAGCUUUUACCAUAUGGCUGGAGCUUCCCUUGAUAAAGUGACGAUGCAGCAGGUGGCCCGGACGGUGGCGAAGGUGGAGCUCUCCGACCACGUGUGCGAUGUGGUGUUCGCACUCUUCGACUGCGAUGGGAAUGGAGAGCUGAGCAACAAGGAGUUUGUUGCCAUUAUGAAGCAGAGGCUUAUGAGAGGCUUGGAGAAACCCAAAGACAUGGGAUUCACGCGGCUCAUGCGGGCCAUGUGGAAGUGCGCCCAGGAGACGGCUUGGGACUUCACCAUGCCGAAGCAGUAGCCGGGCAGGCGGGAGAGCCCGUCUUCGUGUGGUCCUGGAGCCCGUCUGUCCUGCAGCGCGCCCCGCCAAGACCUGCAGGAGCCCCUCGCUGGUGGCACUGUGCUCUGCACCGAUCCAGAGCCAGGACUGUUGAUAACUGGAGAUUUUGUAAACACUUUGGUAGAAAUUGAAGCCUGCUGUAUCUGCUGCUUCUGCUUGCCUCUGCUUUUGCUCCCUUAAUAUUCCUGUUUCUCCCUCAGGAAAAAGACUGUUUUUAAGCCACGGCCACGAUGCACUCUGUGUCCUGCAGAGCUGGGCAUCGAGCUGGUGGGCUGCACCCCCGGUUUUAUGUAAUGGUAUUACAAAACAGCAUGCUUUUUAUUUUAAAUUUUCAGAUUGCUCCUAUGAAAGAAGCCCUAGGAUUCCUGGAAAGCUCAUCCCGGUUUUUGCUCAUGAGACCUAGGAGCAGAGGCUGAAGCAGAGAGGUGGUGAGAGGCCCCAGGAGUUUGGUCAGCUGAGCACUUAGCACCUGCUGGGACUCUUGGGGGUUGGAAGGGACAUGUGUGUGCGCAGCUGUUAACAACAAGUUUAGAAAAGAAAAAGUCAAAAACUUGCUUUCCCACCUUCUUUUCUGCCCUGCAUAAGGUCUGUAAUUCUCUUGAUUAAAAUCAAGAGGGAGUCCUCUCCCUGGGGAAUUGCUGUUCUGCAGAGGGAACAGGCUGAAAUGUGUUACUUGGGGGUGCUGUCCUGGUGCAAAGCACUGCGCAAUGAUACUGCUCCCAGCACCAGUGGGUGCUCGUGGCUCAUCUUUCGACUGCACUUUUGGCACAGUGUUAAAUAAAGGCGCCCGCGGAGAGAAGCGGAGGUUGUCCUUGCAGGCUGGAAGUGCCGACAUCA